AUAUAUAUUUACUCGCCCAGCCUCGCGGGCGCGGUAAUUGCUGCAGGCGCAUUUGGCAUCAGCGCUAUCUAUCAUCUCGUGCAAUUGUUACGAAAGAGGGCAUGGUUUUAUAGCGCUCUUACAGUGGGCUCCUUCAUGAUGACCGUUGGCUACGUCUUCCGAUACAUCUCCGCGAAGUCGCCAGCAGAUUUAGGCCCUUACAUCGGUCAAUCGCUCUUCAUCAUUCUUCCUCCUUCUCUCUACGCAGCAACAAUCUACAUGAUCUAUGGCCGUCUUGUCGUCUUUGUUAGGGCUCCAGAAGCCUCAAUCAUAAGACCAACACGUGUGACAAAGAUAUUUGUCUGUGGCGAUGUGCUCGCCUUUCUACUACAAGCUGGCGGUGGUGGCAUGAUGGCGCAAGAAGGUAUGGCUAAGACAGGCCAAACGAUCAUGCUGAUUGGCCUUUUCAUUCAGCUCUUUUUCUUUGCUUUCUUUUUAAUCAUCUCGCUUGUGUUCUGGAAGCGGAUACGCAGUUCCCCCAUUUUUUUCAGCAUUCCACAGCAUGGAAAAUAUUCCUGGGUCGCGUUACUUAAGAUGCUACUAUGUGCGGCAGUCAUCAUCAUCUUACGCUGCAUAUUCCGGGUUAUCGAAUUCGGUCAAGGGCAUGACGGUUAUCUUGCUAGUCAUGAAGUCUAUAUGUACACAUUAGACACAGCGCCAAUGCUUGCUGUGCAAGUCAUGUUUCAUUUUAUGCACGCUGCUGAUGUUUUU
Molecule: messenger RNA, 750 nt
Organism: Bipolaris sorokiniana ND90Pr
Lineage: Eukaryota; Fungi; Ascomycota; Dothideomycetes; Pleosporales; Pleosporaceae
Exons: 2
Cellular component (GO): membrane
Source: RefSeq, a predicted model, not a curated record